Molecule: messenger RNA, 2858 nt
Organism: Corythoichthys intestinalis (scribbled pipefish)
Lineage: Eukaryota; Metazoa; Chordata; Actinopteri; Syngnathiformes; Syngnathidae
Gene: ccdc22
Product: coiled-coil domain containing 22
Exons: 16
Coding region: 338-2257 (639 amino acids)
Biological process (GO): positive regulation of ubiquitin-dependent protein catabolic process
Molecular function (GO): cullin family protein binding
Source: RefSeq, a predicted model, not a curated record
CUCCCAGAAAUCACAGCGUUUUUUUCCCAUUAUUGUAUUACUUUUUCCUCAAAAGAAGGCAUACACUUGUUAAAAUAUUGUCGGACGAAACUGUUUAUUUUCGUAUUUGGCAGUUAAGUUUUGCGUUUAUAGUACGCCUAGCUUGAAUCGAAGAAUAGAAUGAACUCGUUAAGAUACGAGCUACUGCAUGAGUAGCCACAUGCUAGCUGACUGAAGCUUGUUCCUCUGCCUUUUGGCCAUCAUGGUGAAGCCACACUUUACUCAUUGACUGGCUGCACAAAAAGCUGCAAGCUUAGAUGCACUUCUUGAAUUCUGAGCGUUGAAUCGAACACUCGAGAUGGAGGAAGUUGACAAAAUCUUGAUACACGCCCUAAAACAAGUUGGCACAGAGCUGAGUGAGGAAGUUGCUAGCAUCAGAGACUUCACCAGUGAGCUAAUAGUGGAGGCAGUGGUGAGAUGUAUCCGGGUAAUCGACCCUGGCUUGGGCAAUGUGCUGCCAACCACCCUCCCGCCUGCUAUGUCGGCUCGUUUCAGAGUGGGCAUGAGUCUGGCACAAGCAUGUCAGGACAUUGGUUACAAAGGUGAGAUAGGUUAUCAAACCUUCUUGUACAGCAGUGAGACCGAGAUCCGCUCCCUGCUAAUGUUCCUUGUGGAGAAACUGCCUCGAGAAAGUGCUGAGGCUUCCGAUCAGCCGACAGGAAAAUCAACCAUUCUUCAGAGGGCUAUUGCUGCUGCUAUUAAAUCCCAGCUGGCCGACCCUUGGCUCCCUCCAAACUGCAGGCUGCCACUGCAUGGUGAAACCCAAAACUUAGCAUUGCACAGCUUCCACGUGCAGCCGCUCAGUUUACCUCACUGUAUUAAAGAUCCAGGGAAGAAAUCACUAAAAGAGGUAAAUGACUACCAGCGAGAUUUUCUUCCUCCUGUGACGGCUCAGCUCCCCCAUAACACCUGUGUGGUGGCGUCAUUACUGGAGCAGCACACAGCUGAGCUCAGUGCGAAGCAGGAAUGGGAGAAUGAGUGGAACAGUCAAGGACUCCUGUCUCGUCUAAGUCCACAGGACUACAAGGCCAGAAAACUGACUCGAUUGCGUAAAAAAAUUGAAGAACAAUUUCGCUCUGUUGCCCUCCCCUCCGCGGAAAGUGCCUUUGGCGGUCAUGGCUCCACCUCAGAAUUGUCUGACGUACUGCAAUCCUUCAGGGGGUCAGCUUCUUCUGACCAUAUACUGACAAAAGGCUCUCACUUCACCCAUUCCCAGAAGUUUACGUUUACACAGGAAACUGAAGCGACGCCAUCUCCUGGGCAGCAGACAGAUGGUGAUGCACAGUUUAGUCAGCAGGCGGAGCUUACUGCAUUGCAGCAACAGUUUCAGCAACUGUGCAGUGAUGUGGACCAACUAACUUCAGAACUGAAGCACCUGAGUGUCACUCACGCUCAGGUACUUGAUGAGUUCAAGCAACGGGAGCGGCAGAACAAUGAGUGGGAGGAAAAGGUCAAGCUGAAGAAGAAAACCUUGGACCUGUUACCAGAUGCUGAGAACAACAUAGUGAAGCUUCAGGCUCUAGUGGAGGCCAGUGCCAAGCGGGUGGUGAAUCUUGCUUCUCAGUGGGAGAAACACCGCGCACCACUUAUCGACGAACACCGAAGACUUAAAGAAAUCUGCAGUAAUCAGGACAUGGAAUCAUCCAAAAAGCUGUCAGAAAUCAAGAUUCUACAUGAUAAAAUCCGGGUGUCAACAGAGGAGGCUAAGAAGAAGGAGGAAAUAUACAAACAGCUGGUAACAGAGUUAGAAAGUCUACCCCAGGAUGUGUCUCGGGCAGCAUACACACAAAGAAUUUUGGAGAUUGUUAGCAACAUCAAGAGACAGAAGGAAGAAAUCACUAAGAUUUUGUCUGACACUAAAGAACUACAAAAAGAGAUUAACAGCCUCACAGGAAAACUGGACAGGACAUUUGCAGUGACAGAUGAGCUUGUCUUUAAGGAUGCGAAAAAAGAUGAGUCCGUCCGCAAGUCCUACAAGUAUCUGGCAGCUCUACAUGAAAAUUGCAAUCAGUUGAUCCAAACCAUUGAAGAUACUGGUACAAUCCUGAGAGAAAUACGAGAUCUAGAGGAGCAGAUUGACACAGAAAAUAGCAACAAAACAGUGGCUAAUCUGGAGAGGAUUCUAGAAGAUUACAAGGCCAUCAGACAAGAGAAUGCGGCACUAGCCGCCAAAUUAAAGCGGGCUGACUCCGAACUUCCUACUGAUGCUCAAGUUUAAAAAAACAACUUGCUCGAUACAUGACUGAAAUUGGUCUUAGACCGAAGAAUUUGCUGUUCAUGAAUACCGCCCCCUGUGCCAUUGGAAGCUGCUUUUCUUUAAAAAGCAGGAAUAAUAUUUGUACCUCGGUAGCAUUGUUUUAGGAAGCCUGAUGCCUGAUUUUUGAUGUUAAACAUUUCCGUGGCUUUUCAUGCUUUCAGUUUUUAAACACGUGGACAAAAUUCUCUUCUGUAAAUGAAAGAAAAAAACUCAUUGGUCGCUGAAGUAACUUCAGACUGACAAAAUAGAAAUUAUAAGUAUAAAUGUACAGAAAAUAAUCGAAGCACAAAUUUAGUCCACCUGUUAAAAUUCUGUCAUUCCUUACCCUAAUCAUUAUCAACAGCAAAUGGUGCUGCCAAACCUUGCCUUCUUUGUUUAAGGGCCAUUCUCAUUGCUUGAAAAAAGUUGGGGGUAUAAUACAACAUGGUAGAUGAUCUUUUCUUUAAUACAACCAGCCUUGCCAUUUUGUCACUGAGCUAUGUUUGAACUGAAUGUUGAGUGAAUGAUAUUUGAAUGUGUCAUGCGAAUCUGUGAUUAAAUAUUAUGAAGGGUUUGAAACCUU